AUGGAAAUAGCGAAGGUGCUUCACAUGAUUGGUGGAGUUGGGGAAACAAGCUACGAUAACGACUCCUCGACUCCGAGAAAGCUGACAUCGAUGACGGGGCCCAUUGCGAAGGAAGCCAUAACCGCCCUCUACUCAAGCAUCUCGCCUAGCCCAUCAACCCUCGGGAUAGCGGAUCUGUGGCGCUCUGCAGGCGCGAACGCAUUAUUUUCAGUCUCUGAGCUGAUCAAAGCCGUGGAGAACAUGAGACACAAUAAUAAUGAGCCUCUCGCAUCCCAGAUCUUCUUAAAUGACCUUCCGGGAAUCGACUUCAACCCUGUCUUCAGGGCACUGCCAAAAUUUCAAAAGGAGAAAGGCCGAUGUUUCUUUGCCGGGGUUCCAGGCUCCUUCCAUGACAGACUCUUCCCCAACAAAUUUUUACAUUUUAUUCACUCUUCCUAUAUUCUCCGAUUUCUCUCUCAGGUUCCUGAGGGAAUAGAGUGCAACAAAGGGAACAUAUCCAUGGCGAGCAAUAGCCCUCCAAGAGUAAUUGAUGCUUGUCACCGACAGUUUCAGAAUGAUUUCUUGGCAUUCCUAAAGAAUCGUGCCCAGGAGCUGGUGCCGGGAGGACGCAUGGUCAUAACGUUCAUGGGCAGACGAGGCAAGGAUCCAUGGAAUCCAGAGUGGGAGCUCCUGGCAGCGGCUCUCAAUGAGAUGGUCUCGGAGGGACUAAUUGAAGAGGAGAAGGUGGACAUGUUCAAUAUCCUACAUUACAAACCCUGCCCUUCAGAUGUGGAGGCAGAGGUAUUGAAAGAAGGGUCUUUCUCCAUCGACCGUCUGGAGGUCUCAGGACCGGAUUGGAUUGCUAUCGAUAAGGAAUUUGGUCAAAGGAGCAACCGUGAGGACGAGGAGGUGGGAGUAUAUGGCACGAUGAGGUGCAUGAGAGCUGUUGCUGAGCCCAUGUUGAUCAGCCACUUCGGUGAAGGGAUCAUGGAGGACUUGUUCCAUCGUUACAGGCUUGUGAUCAUCCAACAAAUCGCGAAGGAGAAAACUGAGCUCAUCAAUGUCACUGUCUCCCCCACAAGGAGGCCAGCAUGAGAGAAAAAGAAUUGAAGAUUAUGAAUUGCAGCGCUCACGAAACUUUGCUUGAGGGGGGAAUAUUAGAAAACCAAAGACUAGAAAUCAGUGUUAUCAUAAUUGGAUCAGACCGGGCGAUUCGACCGGUCAAACUGAAAAUCGAAUCUAUAUUUGAUCUGAUUAGUUUAAAAACCGAAAAUACAUAAAAAGGUUGAUGAACCCAAAAAAUUGGCAAUUUUUAGACAAAUCCAUUCAAACCAACCGGUUGAUGGGUUCAAGAUUGUUUAAAGGAAAUCCUUUGAUUCCCCCCGAAAUCCGAAAAUGAGCAGGGCACUGAUUUCACGAAACGGUGAAAACUGAAACCCUAGUCCUCAAUCUUCACCCUUCAAUUCCAUCAUCGACUCAUCAGUGACUUCAGUUCGAGGCCGAGCUUCCUCUUCUCCUUCGAGCACGCAAGAUUGCAACAGGUUCGAAUCGAGCUUCCUCUUCUCUUUUUGUCUCUUCUCGGCUUCUCCUUGUGAAGUUGGAUUAAUCCGCAUCCUCCUCCUCCUACUUCAAUAUCACCUGUAGCAAUUUGCGCCUCAAGGACAAGCCAGAGUCCAAACGCAGCAGAGCGAUGACCUAGGAGUGGAUUCCUCAUCGGCAGGGGGACAGGAGACGACCAUCUCGAAGCACAUCAGCCCCUGAAACGGCAGGGGGCUAGAGUCCAAACGCAGCAGAGCUUCCUCUUCUCCUUCAAGGCACAUCUUCACCUACAAGCAAGGCACGGUUUGAGCUUCCUCUUCUCAUUUGCUUGCUGUAGCUGGACCAAUUUUUAAAUUUAAUUGUGGUAACUGGUAAGUUUUGCUUGCAGUGAUCUCUUAGUUCCCAAGAGAUCAACAUAUUUAAGUUUCUUUUGACAGAAGUAGCGUUUAUAUCAGAAACAAUUCUAGGCUUCAUUUA
Punica granatum (pomegranate) is the source of this 1995-nucleotide messenger RNA. Lineage: Eukaryota; Viridiplantae; Streptophyta; Magnoliopsida; Myrtales; Lythraceae. The record is from RefSeq and is a predicted model, not a curated record.